AUGCAGCCUUACCCAGUUACGGACGACCGUGCCUUGGUGUACACCAAAGGCAAUAUUGAUACCGAAGAUGGGUCAAACCAAUCCGCUGGGAUGAAAAAAACUACGACAAGUGGCAAGGCCUCCACCAUGACGGAAUUUGGAAAUACCUUGUGUGGGACACCCAUACAAUUUCAAGGCAACGGAAAGCAGAAGAACGCCACCUUGGGUGGAAUUGUUAAGCUGAUCUACGAGGAUGGCAGCUGGGAUCUGAAAGGGCUGACCCUAGGUCACUCUGCGUAUGAAUGCUUGAAAUAUGAGUCGCUGUUUGAGCUUACGACAUCAGAUGAAAAGAAGGACAGCGGUGAGCCGUUGUUUGAACCGACGGUGUCGGAUGAAGAGGAGGACGGCGAUGAUAGUGACGAUGACUCCGCAAGCAGCAACUCAGACUUAGAUCUUGCUUCCGCCCCUGCUCACAUCAUCGUCAAUGACAGCGAAUACUAUCGAGAUAAUCGUUGGGAGUUCCGGGGUCCCUUGGUUCUCGGCGAAGCUGUCAUGGCCAACUGGAUACACGCGCCCGUUGAAGAUACCCCAUUUUUCAAUUGGGCUCUGAUUCCGCUCUCAAGGUUCAAGAUGAACCAGCUGGGUAACGAUUUAAUUUCCGAUAUUCGGCAGGCCUUGCCCGACGACCGUUCUAUGGAGCCGGUGCGUCUCAUGUCUACCUCAGGUGGCAUCAAGAGCGGAGAAUUGUUGCUUCAUGAUGGUUAUGUUUGUGGUGAUCCCGGCAUACUUGGCGUCCACCAGUACUACAUAGCAAGUCCCUCUGACGAGGAGGCGCCUCCUUCUGUCGGCGAUGGUGGAUCGUGGGUCAUAUCAAAGGAAAGAAAGGAUCUCAUUGGUCACAUCACAACGAAGGAGAGUGAUGAGUUCGGAAUUGUUCUUGUCGCUGAUAUCUUCGAUGACAUAAUCCGAAAUGGUCUCGCAUUUGCUGUUGCCCUACCGACAGAGCAGGAUAUCGAGAGCUACAACAAGGCGAAGCUUCAGGACGCCAUCAGCACCGGGGGGGAGAAAGAGCAACAAGACGCGAGCGGCAAGGGCAAGCGAGCAAGUAGAUCGCGCCUGACUGCCAACGUUGGGAGCACGAGUGCUAUGGCCCAUGGUAAAGAGGCUCUUGACCACGACUCUGACGAUUCUGUCACGAGCACCCGCAUCGAAGUCGGAGGGCACGGCGCGCGUCAGUUCCUCAUCACAUCCGAGUCGCGCCGAUUCCACAAGGUGAUGAAAAACAUCGCAAAGAUUGGUAUGCACUGCACGGGGAGACAUGUCAUGCACACGGCACACUUGAGCGGCAGGAUGUGCCAGUAUUACUUUGGGUUCAUUGACGACAAGACUGCAAUUGAUGGUCUUAAGGAGCUUCGCAAGCUUGACAGCGACCUAAGGCAGGGGCGGUUUGUCGAGCAAAAGCGGCCCCUGGAGAUGGAAGACGCAUACCCUUGGAGCGAGCUGGGGCCAUUACCCGACCCCUUCUCUCCCAAAGUCACAGCUUCGAGGGAGAUUCGCGGCGGCCGCGAAAGAGACGACCAGCUCCUCAAGCAUCUCAUGAAGGACAUGGAGGCUCCCAAUGAAGGGAGUGGUACUUCAGGCGUACACAUGAAGGACAUGGAGGCUCCAGAUGAAGGGAGCGGUACUUCAAGCGAACGCAUUACCAUGUCCCAGUAUUUUCGAAUGCUCAACAAGUUGGUGGCAUCCAGAAAGCAGGAUUUGAGACAGGCAGAAGUGGGCUGCGAAUUCCAUCUCUGUGGUGAAGGUGAGGUCAUGGAGUGGGAGUAA
Molecule: messenger RNA, 1806 nt
Organism: Cordyceps fumosorosea ARSEF 2679
Lineage: Eukaryota; Fungi; Ascomycota; Sordariomycetes; Hypocreales; Cordycipitaceae
Exons: 1
Coding region: 1-1806 (601 amino acids)
Source: RefSeq, a predicted model, not a curated record